AUGGGAGCAUUUUUAUCGUUGACUCUGCUCGCUGUUCUCAGCGCUGCCAAUGCCGCCCCUCUGCAGACUGGCCCAACUUGGUCAAGACCCAUUCCGGCACCCUCUGUCUACACUACCUGCGACACAAACAAGUAUAUCUCUGGGGCAGGUGAUACGUGUGCAUCUAUCAGCCAAAAGUUUGGUAUCACUGCGGACGAUGUUCUUGGAUACAAUCGGUUCUUAAACUGCAGCGACAUCUGGGUUGGAACGAGUAUUUGGAUUUGCCGUGAUUCUUCACCACCUACAGCUACCUGGUCUGGACUCAUCCCGACCCCCUCUAUCUACACUACCUGCGACACAAACAAGUACAUCUCUGUGGCAGGCGAUACGUGUGCAUCUAUCGGCCAAAAGUUUGGUAUCACUGCGGACGAGGUUUUUGGCUACAAUAGAUUCUUGAACUGCAAUAAUAUCUGGAUUGGCACAAGCAUUUGGAUUUGCCGCACAUCUUCGCCCCCUACGGUUUCUUCACCAGCGACCUGGUCUGGACCCAUUCCGACGCCCUCUUCCUACUCCACUUGCGACAUAAAUAAGUACAUUUCUGUGGCGGGCGAUACGUGUGCUUCUAUCGGCCAAAAGUUUGGCAUCACUGCGAACGAUAUAUUCAAAGCCAAUCGUAAGCCUUCUAUGUCCUCCCGGAUCUUUCAUUCUGGCUGA
Molecule: messenger RNA, 693 nt
Organism: Serendipita indica DSM 11827
Lineage: Eukaryota; Fungi; Basidiomycota; Agaricomycetes; Sebacinales; Serendipitaceae
Source: the annotation of a GenBank genome assembly